This is a messenger RNA of Telopea speciosissima, 3855 nucleotides long. Its product is annotated as putative disease resistance protein RGA1. Gene Ontology annotation, molecular function: diphosphate hydrolysis-driven proton transmembrane transporter activity; protein binding; ADP binding. Lineage: Eukaryota; Viridiplantae; Streptophyta; Magnoliopsida; Proteales; Proteaceae. The transcript is spliced from 5 exons. The coding region runs from base 1 to 3855 and encodes 1284 amino acids. The record is from RefSeq and is a predicted model, not a curated record. Gene Ontology annotation, biological process: proton transmembrane transport; defense response to other organism. Gene Ontology annotation, cellular component: membrane.
AUGGCCGAAGCAAAAAUAGUUGAAGCGAUUGUUGUGAAUGGUGUGGGUGAGAUACUGAAGAAGCUGAUCCCCAUGGCAACCGAGGAGAUUGGCCUUUUAUGGAAUGUCAAGGAAGAGCUGAAAAAGCUGGUACGCACUGUCACUGCUAUCCAAGCAUUACUAAUUGAUGCUGAAAAACAACAAGAAAAAAAGGAGACCGUGAGACUAUUCCUGACAAGGCUUAGAGAUGUUGCUUAUGCUGCUGAAGACGUUUUGGAUGAAUUCGGUUAUCAAACCACAAGGCUCCGGGUGAGCAACAAGGUGAGCAAAUGCUUCUUCCACUCCUCAAUUUCAGUUGCUUUUAAGUUAAAGAUGGCUCACAAGAUCCAGAAUAUAAACAAGAAGUUUGAUGAAAUUAAAAGAGUCAUGGAUUCAUUCAAUUUUGUGAGCUUAUCUAUACCCACAAAUCUUCAAAAUAGAAAGACCACUAUGCCCAUAGAGACAUUCUCUUAUGUGGAUGAGUCCGAGGUUGUUGGAAGGGAUGUUGACAAGUCAGAGAUAGUAACCAUGUUAACUGGCUCUGUCGAUAAUCAAGCUAUUCUUUCAGUCCUUCCCAUAGUUGGAAUGGGUGGUCUUGGAAAGACCACACUUGCUAAACUUGUCUACAAUGAUGAUCUUGUAGUCAAGUAUUUUGAUAAAAGAAUAUGGGUCCAUGUCUCUAAAGAUUUUGAUUCCAAGCAAAUAUUGACAAACAUCAUAGAAUCUGUUACCAAUGGAACAUGUCAAUUUUCAUUUACUGAUGUGAUACAGCGGAAUCUUAAAGAUCAGUUGAGUGAGAAGCGGUUUUUACUUGUACUGGAUGAUGUAUGGAAUGAAGAUACAGAGCAAUGGGAUAUGCUUAUGUCUUCAUUAAAAAUUGGUGCAAGAGGUAGCAAAAUCAUUGCUACCACUCGUAUUGUUGAAGUUGCAUCAAUGAUAGGCACACUUGCUACAUACCACCUUGAAAACUUAUCAGAAGGUAGUUGUUGGUCUAUUCUCAAGAAUAAAGCUUUUGGGAAUGGAGGGGCUGAAGAGACUCCAAAUAUGGUGACAAUAGGGAAAGAAAUUGUGAAAAAGUGUCGAGGUGUGCCAUUAGCGGCAAAAACACUAGGAGGCUUGAUGCAUAUCAAGAAAGAUGAACAAGAGUGGUUAUCAAUAAAGAAUAGUGGGAUUUGGGCUUUACCUAUGGAUAAAGAUGGAAUCCUUCCUGCACUAAAAUUGAGCUAUGAUCACUUGCCAUCACCUUUGAAACAAUGUUUCUUAUAUUGUUCGAUAUUUCCAAAGGGUGUUCAUAUCUUCAAAUAUUAUUUAAUCCGACAAUGGAUGGCAUUAGGGUUCCUCCAACCAUCCAUAGGAGGUAGGCCAUUAAUGGAAGAUAUUGGAAAGGAUUACGUCAACUAUUUGUUGUGCAAUUCAUUCUUCCAAGACGCCGAGAAUGAUGAUUUAGGUGAAAUAGAGACGUUCAAGAUGCAUGAUGUUGUUUUUGAUUUGGCACAUUCUCUUUCAAGGUUUGACAAUGUACAUGUUGGGGUUGAAGAGUUGAAAUACAACUCUAAUGUUCUUCAUUUGAGAUUGUUGGGUAUGGAUGGUGACAUAAAAAAGAUUCAAGAAGGCUUAUGUACGGCAAGAAAGUUGCGGUCGUUGCAUUUGGAAUGCAUGGGAACUACUGGAACUUCCAUUUGCAGCAAUGUCCUUGAUAUUCUGUUCAGAAAAUUCAAGCAUUUACGUGUUCUAGAUUUAUCUAAUUGUGGAAUUAAAGAGUUACCAUCCUCCAUUAAGAAGUUGAAACACUUAAGGUACCUAGACCUUAGUUUCAAUCCAAUUGAAGCAUUACCUGCAUCUAUCACCAGCCUUUACAAUUUGCUGACACUAAAUCUUAAAGUUUGUCCUCUAAAAGAGCUUCCUCAAGAUAUGAGAAAACUGGUGAACUUGAGGCACCUUUUGAAUUUUAGAAAUGAUGGAUGUUCGAGUCAAAUGCCAAUCGAGAUGGGAAGAUUAACCUGCCUUAAUGAAUUAUCGACAUUUGUUGUGGGCCAAAAAAGGGGGAAGCGUAUCAAAGAGUUGCAACGCCUGGACCUUGGAGGAAUUUUAAAUAUCUACAGUCUUGAGAACGUGAGAAGUAGAGGUGAAGCAGUGGAGGCAAAUUUAAUGGGAAAAGAAAAGCUUGUUGCGUUGUAUUUAUCAUGGGGAAGUCGUCGUGUUAAUUGGGGUGGUGAUCAUGAUAGUAGUAGUUCUUCUUCUAUGUUAAUGGGAAAUGAGAAUAAAAAAACUACCAUUGUUGAUGAAGAUGAUCAUGUACUGGAAGGUCUUCGACCUCAUUCGAAUCUGAAAGAAUUGGCAAUCGCAAACUUUGGAGGUGAAAAUUUACCUGGAUGGAUGAUAAGUACUGGGUGUGACUCAUUUCUCCCUAACUUGGUGAGACUCUUUCUAGAAAACUGCGAGAGAUUGGAGCGUAUCCCCCCACUUGGACGGCUACCAUCUCUUAAGCUUCUUCAUCUAAAAGGAGUGAAAAGGAUGAAGAGUCUUGGCAGUGAGUUCUAUCAAUUAUUAGUUUAUUCCCUUACUACUACUACUACUACAACAACAGCAUUAUUCCCUUCAUUGGAAGAGCUUUCCCUCGAACAGUUGCCCAGCUUAGAAGAAUGGAGGGAACCACUAGCACAACAAGGCUCAUUAUUAUUAUCAUUCCAUUCCUUUCCUCGUCUUGAGAGGAUAUUUGUACAUGAUUGCCCCAAGUUGGUGACCAUGCCCAGUCGGUUUCCUUCUCUUAAACUACUCCAAAUCAUAAGAAGUAAUGGCAUCUUGCUAAGUUUAGUCGUGGAGGUUCCCUCUCUUAGCAGACUAGAAAUAGUUGAAGUGCCAGAGCUUAAGUUUUUGCCCAACGGAUUACUACUGCACAACAAUAUCCAAGAAUUGCAUAUUGAGAAAUGCCCCAACCUUGAAGCAAUUAUUAGGAGGCCAAGGCCAAGUGAGGAGGAAGAACUAGAAGAGGGUGUGCAAGUGCAGGUAAUCCUCCCAUCAUCAUCACUUGAACUAUUGCAGGUAAAUGAUUGCCCUUCUCUGACGUCAUUGCCAGAUCUACGAGGUCUGCAGCACUCUAUUCGGAAAUUUUAUUUUCUAAGAAAUGAAAAAAUCACUCGAUUACCAGAGGGUCUACACACCCUCUGCACCAUUGAAGUGUUGAGCAUUGGUGGGUUUUCAUCGGAUCUGGAGUCUUUUCCCGACUUGGAGCCUCUCCAAUACUUGCCCUCCCUUCGAUGGUUACAUAUUUUUGGCUGGUCUAAGCUUACGUCUCUUCCUGAGCAACUUCAGAGUUUAACACAAUUACAAGCAUUGGGAAUACAUGUGUUUCAUAGUCUCACAGCUCUGCCAGAGUGGCUUGGCAACCUUUCUUCGCUUCGAAUGUUGGGUCUUGGAGAGUGUUGGAAGCUCACUGUCGACGAGUACUAUGAUCGGCAGAGCCGGCAUAUAUUGGAUACAAUUGUAGAGACUCUGUCCAAGGAAAUUAUUCCUCUGUGUCGUCGUUGUUCUAGGGCACACAUUCUUGGGUUUGUAACAGACCCCGUUCAAGAUGUGAAAGAUUCCUGCAGAACUGGAGCUGGUACAAAUGUCAUCUUUGGGCUUGCUUUGGGACACAAGUCUGUCAUUAUUCCCAUUUUUGCCAUUGCAAUCUGUAUAUAUGUAGGUUUCAGUUUUGCUGCCAUGUAUGAUAUUGCAGUGGCUGCUCUAGGAAUGCUGGGCACCACUGCUAUUGGAUUGGCCAUUGAUGCUUAUGGACCCAUCAGUGACAACACUAGAGGCAUUGCUGAGAUGGCCGGCAUGAGUGACAGGAUCUGA